This is a messenger RNA of Solea senegalensis (Senegalese sole), 674 nucleotides long. RefSeq names its product glutamic acid-rich protein-like. The record is from RefSeq and is a predicted model, not a curated record. The transcript is spliced from 3 exons. The annotation marks the transcript as partial. NCBI's taxonomy places the organism in Eukaryota, Metazoa, Chordata, Actinopteri, Pleuronectiformes, Soleidae.
AAACCCUGCACGUGCUCAGAUCAUGCUCACCCACCUCUCCCCCACCUUCCAAUUAAGCGCAGUCUCAUGGAGUUUCGCAGCGUGGACAGAUUAGGAAGAAGACUGUGGAGAUUAACAAUUCAUCAUCAAGAGUGUGAAAGAGACUUUUUUCAAAGUUUGUCUUUGCAGCUGGUCUCAUCCCCUGACAUGUCCAGUGAGGGGUCAGAUGUGGACUGUUACGUGAGGGACCCUGACUAUGAUCCCAAAUAUUAUGAAUCUACACCCAGUGAUGUGGUUGAAAACGUGGACACGGACUUUGACACUGAUGAGCCCAAAUCUACAAGUACAAUAUUGGCUGAAGAAGAUCAGGGUGGGGAUCAGGAUGAUGACCCAGAUUUUAAUAAAGAAGAAGAUCAAAAAGAAGGACAGGAGGAAGAUCAGGAUGAUGGCUAUGAGGAAGAUCAGGAUGAAGAUCAAGAAGAGGAUCAGAAAGAUGAUCAGGAUGAUGACUGGGAAGAAGGACAAGAUGAUGACCAGGAAGAAGCUCAUGAGGAAGAUCAGGAUGGUGACCAUGAGGAAGAUCAGGAUGAUGACCAUGAGGAAGAUCAGGAUGAUGAUGAUCAGGAAGAAGAUCCACUCAAAGGUGAAAGUCCCACACCGACACAGAGUCAUGUGACCUCUCCGAUAGAAACAGG